Lodderomyces oxycetoniae is the source of this 1470-nucleotide messenger RNA. It is a transcript of the gene COQ6, whose product is annotated as putative N,N-dimethylaniline monooxygenase. The record is from RefSeq and is a predicted model, not a curated record. Lineage: Eukaryota; Fungi; Ascomycota; Pichiomycetes; Serinales; Debaryomycetaceae. Gene Ontology annotation, cellular component: mitochondrion. The transcript has a single exon. Gene Ontology annotation, biological process: ubiquinone biosynthetic process. The coding region runs from base 1 to 1470 and encodes 489 amino acids. Gene Ontology annotation, molecular function: oxidoreductase activity, acting on paired donors, with incorporation or reduction of molecular oxygen, NAD(P)H as one donor, and incorporation of one atom of oxygen; FAD binding; 2-octaprenyl-6-methoxyphenol hydroxylase activity.
AUGUUUAGAUUUGCGAGGACAUUAGCUACACAAUCGUCGGCAAAGCUUCAGGAUGUUGUGAUAGUUGGAGGGGGACCUGCUGGUCUUACGAUACUUGCCGCUUUGAAAACGUCGCCCCAGUUGAAACAUUUGAAAUGUACCCUCAUUGAAGGAUUAUCCUUGCAAAAAGCCAAAGAUUUUGUUGUCAGCCCACCAGAGCAAUACACCAACAGAAUCAUUUCAAUAACGCCAAAGUCAAUUGAGUUUAUGAGAGACAGAGUUGGUAGCUGGCAUUACAUUCAUCAAGAUCGCAUCAAGGACUAUAAUGGGAUUGUAGCGUACGACUCACAAGAUGCAUCUUCACGAAUUGAAUUUGAUAUUACAUCUAUUGGAAAGCACACGUUGGCAACAAUGUGUGAGACUAUCAAUGUGCAAAGCUCCUUGUUGGCUAAAUUACAAGAAUUAAAAGAAAACAGUCCCGAUGGUGUUGCUGGAUUCGAGAUAUUUGACAAUACAAAAGUGACCGAGAUAGUUGACCCACUCGAGUCGGCAAUUGAUUUGGAAAACCAUGAUUUGAAUCAGCCGGCUAUUACGACAGGCAAUUCCAAGUUGGACUGGCCAAUCGUAAAACUCUCGAAUGGUGAAUCGUUUCAAGCCAGAUUAUUGAUUGGAGCUGAUGGGUACAACUCUCCCGUUCGCAAGUUUGCUCAAAUAGAAUCUAGAGGCUGGGCUUAUAACAGGUUUGGUGUUGUUGCUUGUAUAAAGCUCCAGUGCGAAGACUUUAGAUCUGUUGGAUGGCAAAGGUUCUUAACUACCGGUCCGUUGGCUAUUUUGCCAUUGACAGAAAACAAUGCCACUAUCGUCUGGUCUAGCACUCCCGAGCUAAGUGACUUACUCUUGAGGGUGAAUGAAGAGAUUUUCCCACAUUUGGUGAAUGCAGGAAUGGUUCUCGAAGAGACUGAUUUAAAUUAUAUUUACUCUCUUUUAGAAAAGGAUCCAAAUGAUUUUUCGGUCUUGAAAGAGAUUGAGUGGAGAUUGUCUAAAUUUGAACCAACAACCCUUGAAGAAGACUACCCUUUGCCAGUUGUCGAGCUUGUUGCCAACUCAAGAGCCAAGUUUCCCUUGAAGAUGUCGCAUGCUGAUACUUAUAUUGCACCUAGAGUCGCUUUGGUAGGAGAUGCAGCUCAUACCAUACAUCCACUUGCAGGUCAAGGGUUGAAUAUGGGUCAAUCGGAUGUCUCAUUACUCGUACAAGCCUUAGAACGCGGAGUAGAGAGAGGCAUGGAUAUAGGGUCUUCGUUGGUUUUGGAAGAGUAUCUAGCAAAUGCUUGGCCGCUGAACCAUGCGCUAUUGGGUGUAUGCGAUAAGUUGCACAAAGUGUUUUCAACUGAUUUCUAUCCAUUAGUUGUAGCGAGGGGUUUGGGGAUGAAAGGAUUGAAUAUGUUUGAUGAUGUGAAAAAUCUCAUGAUGAAUAUGGUAAGCGGUAGAUAA